Molecule: messenger RNA, 1755 nt
Organism: Effrenium voratum
Lineage: Eukaryota; Dinophyceae; Suessiales; Symbiodiniaceae
Source: the annotation of a GenBank genome assembly
CAGUGCCCAAAAAGCGGCCCACGGCUAGAGCGGAGCUGCCAUCGGAUAUGUGGCCUUGGCUGCUGCUGUUGCUCCCAGGAGGCUUCUCCAGGGAGUUUUCCUUGAAGGACAAGUCCAUUUAUUUCAUCGUGGUCGAUCGCUUCGCCCGUGAUGAUGCGUCCAACGUCAGCUACUGCGAUGAGACUGCCGACUGGGUGAAUAAUACCGGCGGCGGCUACUGUGGAGGCACACUGAAUGGAAUUGCGAACCACUUGGAUUACAUCCAGGGUAUGGGCUUCGACUGCAUUUGGAUCACGCCGGUCGUGGAGUCCAAUGGGUACAUGGGCUACGAUGCCGUUGACCUCUGGAAGAUCAAUCGCCACUUCGGGUCGCAGGAGGACUUGAGAGCGUUGUCCAAGGAGCUGCACCUGCGGGAGAUGUGCCUGGUGCUGGACAUCGUGGUGAACCACAUGCGGCCAUUGGUGGUGAAGGGCAAACUGAAUCUGUCUCUGGUGCCCUUCGAUCAGGAGAGCCACUACAACCAGCGCGGUUUGGAGAACCAGAGUUUUGAGGAGUAUUUGCUGGCGUGGCCCCCGCCAGCCUUCGAUCCCUCGGCGGACAACGAGAAUCUGCGGAACUUGUCGAUGGGGUCGAAGGUCUGCGGCCCAGGCGUCUUCGAGCACACGGAGUGCGCCUGCUUCCCCGGGAACUCGGGGCCCAACUGCCCCUCCUUCUCCGAGAAGGACCUCUCCACAGGCUACCUGGGCGUGAUGGGGGAUCUGAACCACAGCCACCCCUUCGUGCGCCAAACGCUGCUGCGAUGGGUCAAGGAAAUGGUCCAGAACUAUAGCCUUGAUGCGCUGCGUUUGGACACGGCCAUCUACUUGGAGCGAGACUUCUUGCCGGAGAUCCAGGCAGCGGCCGGCGUCGAGAUCCUGGGCGAGGCGACCGUCAACAACCUCACCUUCCACGCUUCUCUGCAAGGCGAAAGCGGCGUGGCGGCGCUGCUCAACUUUCCGCCCUUCUACCACCUGCCGGAGGCUUUCUGCGGCUACCGCAUCGGGGGGGUCUUCGGAGACUACUCCAUGCAAGGCACCUGGUUGGACAAGCCGAAUCUCUGGGGCCUGGGGGCCGUGCUGCAGCUGCAGCUGUCGUCGGAUUUCUACGACCACGACCUGCUGGGCAACUUCGCGGACAACCACGACGAGUACAGCCGUUUGGCACACUACUGCAAGCAGGACACCUUGCGAAUACAGCAGGCCCUGGUGUGGGUGAUGACCAUGCAGGGCAUUCCCAUCGUCUACUACGGCACCGAGCAGGGCCUGGAUGGGCAUCAGAGCCCCUCCAACACCAAGGGCCAGGACGCGUUGCGGGAGUCCCUGUGGCAGACCGGAUAUCGCAGAGAUACCUGGCAGUACCUGCUGCUUCGGAAGCUGAACCGACUCCGGCGCCUCUUUGGAUCAAGCCGCGCGGAGAUCCAAAACUUCACGGAGAACACGCUGGUGUUUACCCGGGCGGAUGCCUGGGUCUUCCUGAACAACGCUCCCAACACCACCCAGCUUGUGCCCCAGCGGUACUGCCCUGGCCCCGAGCCCGGCGCAGGCUGGCGAUGGAUUGACGCCCUCUCCGAGGAACCCAUGGACGCCUACUUGGCGGGCGGCUGCUUUGACGCGCCGGACAAGUUUCCAAAGGUGCUGGUGCAGAGAACACGUGCGCCGGUGCUUUUGUAGAAUUCAGUCGGGCGCGUCUCUUUUGAUAAGGGAAACUUCCUUUUGG